Messenger RNA from Diversispora eburnea, 1302 nucleotides. Lineage: Eukaryota; Fungi; Glomeromycota; Glomeromycetes; Diversisporales; Diversisporaceae. The record is from the annotation of a GenBank genome assembly.
AUGACAAAUUUUAUUAAACAAAUUGUUCACAAAAGUUUUAUUCUUUCUGCUGUUGUUUCACCGUCUUCAAGAAUCACCGCAACAAAAUUUAAUUCAUUUAAAAAAGUUGCCAUAAAGGAAUUUGGUGCUUUAACAACUUCUUCAACAUGUCGCAAUGCACAACCUCAUACUUUCAAUGUUUUAAAAGAUGUUAUGGAACAUGAUACUAGUUCACCUUCUUUCAUGAAAAUGCCAAUUCAAUUACCAAAUGGUGAACAAGGUUUAUUGGCAAAAGGUGAAUUAGGUGAAGCAGUUAAAGAUUUACCUUUAUAUGAUAUUAAAGAUAUCUCAGAUCAAAGACUUUUAUCAGCUUUGUUUAGAGAUUACACAUUUUUAGCAUCUGCCUAUUUACUUGAACCAUGUGAUAUCAUGUUUAGAGAGAAAAAAGAUUAUGGUCUUGGUCGUCAAAUUUUACCAAAAAAUAUUGCAGUUCCCUUGGUGGAAAUUUCCAAAAAAUUAAGUGCUUUUCCUUUCAUGGAAUAUGCUCUUUCUUAUAGUUUAUACAAUUAUCGACGCGUGGAUCCUUCAAAACCCAUUGUUUAUUCUAAUUUGAAUCUUAUUCGCGAAUUCUCGGGUAUUUUAUCGGAGAAAGGAUUCAUUCUUGUUCACGUGACAAUGGUGGCGAAUUCGCCAUCGUUGGUUCGGUGGACAAUGGAAACACUUGACUCAGUUGAAAAAAAUGAUCGUACUAGAUUCAAUAAUUCACUCAGUAAACUUAAUGAAACGAUGACUUUAAUAAAUACCGAAAUGAAAACAAUGUGGGAAAGAUCAAAUCCCGAUGAUUAUUUAAAAUUUCGUGAAUCGGGAGCAAAUGAUUCAAUGAUUCCAUGCAUGGAUAAUUUAUUACAAAUUACAUCUAAAUUGCCAAAAAAUCCACUCACAGAAGCAAAAUUUUUGGAUUUUGUUCAAAGACGUGCCGAAGAAGUUAAUGAUGCAAAUACUCUUUACCUAGCGAAUUUGGAUAAAAUCAUUGCAUUCCGUUAUCGUCAUUGGAAUUUUACCAAAGAAUAUAUAAUUAAAAAUACUACCCAUCCUGUUGCCACAGGUGGUUCACCCAUUGUCACAUGGCUUCCUAAUCAACUUUUAACUAUUCUUGAGCAAAUGUCUCAAAUUUAUAAAACGAUUGAUUAUUCUCAAUUAACACCUGAGAAUAAAAUUCUUAUCGAUGAACUUAUUGCUAAAGCUAAUAAUAAAAAACGUGUUUUGAAUGGUGACGUGAAAAUUUUGAAAGAGAAAUUUAGUCCAGAAAGUCAAAAACUGUAG